AGGCUGCGGAGCGCGGCCGAGCAGCGCAGCGGGGCCGCGCCCGCCCCGGCCCGCGGGCAUGGACGAGGACGGGCUGCCCAUCGUGGGCUCCGGCAUUGACCUCACCAAGGUUCCUGCUAUUCAGCAGAAAAGAACUGUAGCAUUUCUAAACCAGUUUGUGGUUCACACAGUGCAGUUUCUCAACCGCUUUUCUACUGUUUGUGAAGAGAAAUUGUCAGCACUCUCUCUCCGUAUCCAACAAAUUGAAACCACACUCAAUAUUCUGGAUGCAAAGUUAUCCUCAAUUCCUGGCCUAGAAGAUGUCAAAUUUGAAGUGUCCAGUGAAAAUGUGAAUGUUACAAAUGGUCCUGUGGCACAGACUGCUACAGAUCAACAGACAGCUGCAUCACCUCAGUCUGGAAACAAUACACAAGAAGAAGGCUUACAGAAAACAGAGGUGGUAACAGAAAAUGUCACAACUGUGGCCAAGGACCCAAGAUAUGCCAGAUAUCUCAAAAUGGUACAAGUGGGUGUUCCUGUAAUGGCAAUACGAAACAAAAUGAUUUCUGAGGGGCUAAAUCCAGAUCUUCUCGAGACCCCAGAUGCCCCUGUGCCUGCCUGGGGAGAUGAUGGCAAAGCAGAAGACAGUUCUGAUAAUGAAUCUUCAUUCAGUGACUGAAGAGAUUGAUUCCAACCUUUGGAAAGCUUUGUUAAGUGCUCAUGUGUUUGGAGCUUUGGCGGACAAUGGUUUUGUGUGGAUCACAUGGGUGACAUGGAUUAUCUGAUGGCAUUUUUAAGAACUAAGAUCCUCUGUGUUCUCUUCUGUAAAGCUUGAACAGGCAGCGUCUUUCAACCUGAACCCUUCCCCCAUGAAAAUGAAUCGUGAGAUCCUUGCAGCUUCUAUGCUGCAUCAUGUCAGAUUCGUUUCUGAUUCUGCUGAAAUUACUUUGUAGAGCUCUAGAAUUCCACACCUCUAAAUCUCCAUGUCUCUAAAACUGCAUACUGGUCAUUAUUAGAUUUUCUGUGUAACACAAUUAACCUAUGUUGCCUUCUUUCUGCCCCAUAACUUAAAGGUAAACUGACGGUGGAAAAUGAAAGUGUUUAAUUGAUGGACUGUACUUCUUUCUCAAUAUCCUCUAUCUGCAGUGAUGCAACAAGAAUUGCAUAUAAAUCGGCUCUCUUACAUUGAUUGCAAAUCAGUGAUACUCAGAUUUGAGGAAAACUAAAAUACAAGUGAAAAAUAUAUUAAAAACCAUUUUGAAUCUAUUUUCAAAACAUGCACUGCUAUUCAAUGCCACAUUAGAGUCUGUAUGAAGCAGUUAAAGGAAGUCCUACUCCUGAAGGGUUGAUUUAUUGAAUUCAGGUUGCAGUGUUGUACAAAGGUACAGAAGUGGCAAGGUUGAUUUGAGAAUGACACUGGGAAAGAAAGCAAGAGACUGGGAGAUCAUUAAUAGAAUCUCACUACUUGUUCAUUGGUAUGUGCAUCAGUUGAAACCAUUUUCUGGUUUCUUUGGCCUUACUCAAAAGAAGCUGUGGCUGAGCAGUUUGUUUAGAAUGAGAAAACACCUCCAAGUUGGUGUUUUUGCUGAUAAUUCCAACAAAGAAGCUAAAAUUCAGUUUGUGUAAGGAUAAAACUAACUUGGCACAUCUUGAGGCAUGUAUUGAGGAACAACAUAAAGAAAUGUCUGAUGUGCCCUGAAGAUUCUCCUCAAGAUUACUUGAUGUACUCCAUGACUCAAAAAUGAUAUAUCAUUAAAGAAUCUUAUUUAAUACAAUUUGUUCCACAUGAAAUCCUUCACAAUCUGUUUGAAUUCCCCAGAUUGUUGUAAUUAUACCAGAAUGCUGUGUGCCAGGCAGUCAUUAACUUUCUGAUAUUUCACAUUCUUGCUGUGACCAAGAGAAGACUAAAACUGAAGCUCCAAGUAUGUAAGUUUGUUAGCCUUUAUGACUGAGUCAAUACCUUCUCUCUUAGUUAUUUGUGCCACUUCAGUAGGUUACCCACUUUUUUUUCGUCCUGUAACUUAAGCAUGGUUCCUAGCAGACAUAUUUAUGCCCUCCAUAACCUGUAAAUCAGAGUAAUGCCUGAAUCCUACAAAAGCAUAUAUGCACUAGAGGAUGUCUAGAGAUGGUAUUUCAAUGAUGGGUUAAUUGCUAUUGAACACUUUAAAAUGUACUUAAUAGUUAACACUUGGUAAAACACAAAAAAUAUUAACAUAUUAGCAAUAAGUAUUUAAAAUGUAAAUGCGAUAAUGUUGUUUCAGAAUGUAUAUAUUGAAAAACUCAUGAUUUUUAAAAUCUAUAUUUGAAAACUCAUUUAAGCAGUGUGUAUAAUAAAAGCUAUACUUUGUAAACCAAA
Messenger RNA from Pseudopodoces humilis (Tibetan ground-tit), 2335 nucleotides. RefSeq names its product WASH complex subunit 3 (gene WASHC3). Gene Ontology annotation, cellular component: WASH complex. The record is from RefSeq and is a predicted model, not a curated record. NCBI's taxonomy places the organism in Eukaryota, Metazoa, Chordata, Aves, Passeriformes, Paridae. Gene Ontology annotation, biological process: exocytosis; actin filament polymerization.